AAUGAGAAGACAGAGUUGAAGUCUAGUGAGCAGGAGCAUCGCUUAUUCCCUCCCUUUUCUCUUCCUCUUCGCAUCCUUCCACAUCUCUACCCAUAAGGCUUAGCAGUCCUGUUCUAUUGUUGUCAAGGAUACUGAGUGAGCUACAGCCUUCCCCUGAUGCAAUGUAGACAGAGACGGAGAAGGAGUCAGAGAGAGCGAAAGCAAGGGAUGCUGAGGGCUGAGAGCAGGGCGCCUGGAUGCCCCUGAUGCCAUCUGCUCCCGAUCUACUGCAGCAAAGUAGCGUGUGUCUGACGCCAGCCCAAGGGCCCUCAGGACGAGAGACGUGGAGGAACAGGAGGCGCAGGCUGGGGGGAGGAGGAGGGAGACGGGUGCCAGUGGAGAUCAUAUAGCAGAGGAUGGGAGCAGUGGAGUCCGCUGAGAACGGACAGCCCCCCUGUCCCUCUCAGGAACGUCCCGAGAGCAUGAGUUCAGACUCAGAUGGUGCAUUCGAAACCCCUGAGUCCACCACCCCUGUGAAGUCUGCUUCUCCACCAGUGCCCCCAACAGAGCCCCCCUGCACCAACUCAGAGGGAUUGUCCCAUGAACACACAGCUUCCACUGCUGAUAUCUCUGCUAGUGAAUCUCAAGACCCAGAUCAGCUUCAGUCUCCCAGUCGCUCUCAGUCUACAGCCUUUGAUGAGGACAAACCAAUAGCUGCUAGUGGCACCUACAACUUAGAUUACUUAAUUGCUGAUGACCCCUUCCCAGAAUCAAAUUUUGGGUCAGGACCAUCAAGCCGAGCACCUCUCACCCGCUCUCUAAGCCUACAGUCUGGUGAGUUAGAGAGCCCAGGAGACAAAUUCUUAGCAGGAACAUCUGACAAGUUCAUUCACCCACGAGCAGAGUCCUUCAGCGUAGGAACAGAAAGUGCUCCUGGAACUCUUCGUAAAGUGAAGAAGCCCCGUCCAGGUUCCCUAAAGAAGAAACCUCUUUCCCGGCAGAACUCAAAUCCAGAGCAUUCCUCUUCCAAAACAGUUUCCUCUAGCAGCACCCCAGAGGAGAAAAAGAGAGGGAAACCACGGCCUGAAAGCCCCUUGCAAACCCAAGAGAAGCCUAGCUCCUCUCCCAGUCCUAGUCCUAGUCCUGCUGGUACAUUACGGAGGAACAGGAUAAAGUCUCGAGUUGAAAGCCCUCCACCUUUGGCCGAGGAGGUCACUGCCAGCUCAAUAUCAAGUCAACUCCAACCGGUGCUUCCUGAUCCAGUACCCGAGGCUCCAGCUGUCCCAGACGAGGAGUCUCCUAUCCCUCCCAGUGCCUCCUACAAAUGGGAUCCAGACAACUUUGAGAAUAUUGACCCAUUCCGUACAGGAGGCAGUAAAGUCGCCAACUCGCCGGUUCUGGGUAGAAAAGGGGAUUUUACGUUGGUUUCAGAGACCCCUGUUGCUUUAGAGGAGCCUCGUUCCUCUUCCCCUAUUAAAGAGCAACCCGUCAACAUUGAGGAACAGCCAAUUCCCAAGCGCCAACCAGUCAGACUGGAGUUUGACUAUUCAGAGGACAGUGGAGAGGCUCCACGCAAUACUCCUCCUCCUAAAAACCUAGGCAAGAAACCAGGGGCGAAGAUGCCCAUCCGAAAGCCCAAACUGGGGAUUAAAAAGGCCCCUCCAACCCAGACAGAGCACCUAGACAAUGCACCUGUCCCUGCACUUUCAAAUGACAUUGAUGAUAUCCCGAUCUCGAAGGGGUCAUAUAACUUUGAUCCCAAUAAGUGGGAUGACCCUAACUUUAAUCCAUUUUCUUCAAACACUGGUAUCCCCAACUCUCCUGGACUGUCUAGAGGAUCUUACAGCUUUGAUUCUGACUCCUUUGAUGGAUCAAUGGAUCCCUUCAAAUCAUCCAACAAGAUGGAAAACUCCCCUCCGAAAGCUGCAACUUUUGACAAGUCUGACAACGAGAACGACAAUGAUAAUAUUGUUGAAUUGGGGGAUCAUAACCAGAACAAACCUGCCAAAAACAAAAAGAAGCCUCUCAAAUCGAAGUCCAGCAAUGUCUCUUCCUUGUGUUGUUUCUUAAACACUUUCAGAGUGAAGAAAUCCCCAAAGAGGACUCAGAUUACUGAGCCAUCUGCUCAAUGUUGUCCUGUGUGUUCUCCGCUCUCGCCCUCCACUUCACACACACAUAAUCACCUGCAGGAGCACUCGCCUGAUGCCAACCCCGAGCCUUCCCAGGAUCACGCAACAGAUGAGGAGAAACUGGCUUCCUCCACCAAUCAGAAAUGGACUAGACAUGACGUAGAGGUGGAGCUGACCUCUGACCCCCAAGACUUCCCGCAGCCGACUGACUUUACAGCUUUUGUCAACGAGAACAGUUUGCCAGCACAGAGUGAUGUUACGGACUAUGAGAUUGAAUACAUGGAAAAGAUUGGCUCCUCCGUACCUCCUCUCUCAGUGAAGAAACCAUCACUUUAUCUGAAACUGGACUCCGUGACAGACAGUCCAACAAAGACUUCCAACAUGCAAGAUUCAGAGCCCAACUCUCCCUGCACUGGGAGCUUUGAGGAGAUGGAAGCUCAGAUCUCGCAGGGGAAAUCACCUGUGCUGCCACCACGAGGUGCUCGUGACUCCUUGACCUCAGAGAAAAGCAGAAAAAGAGACAGCCAGUCUCAGAGUCGAACGCAGAGCAAUGAGAGAGAUGGAGCGUCCCCCAUCCAGGGCCCCAUGGAUCCCUCAGAACUACCCCUCUUAGACAGACUGUCUGAUUCACCUGCCCCUCUCAGCUACCUGGAGCCUGAUCUGGCAGAGACCAACCCCACUGCCUUCGCUCAAAAACUGCAGGAGGAGCUGGUGCUCGCAGCCCUGAGGAUAGAGGCUCUACAGGUAGCCAAAAACAUCUCUCAGAGCCCCACUUUGUCCACUGUGUCCCCUCAGUCUCGCCUCAAGAAGCCCAGCCCACGCCGCUGGAAUCUCAACGGUUCACACAUGGCUAAAAAAACUGCAGGAAAAUCCACACAGACAGAUAGCAAACUCUGUCGCAGGACGGCCCGUAUUCCACAGCAGAGAGAAGCGGCCUCACCAGGAGACAGCGGGGUUUCGAAGAGCUCCCUCUAUUCACGAACAGGAUACAUUGAAGGAGAAAGCCCUCAUUUGCCACGUGACAUGGACCACUCUCUUGGCAUUGCCAGAGAAGAGAUUGUUGUGAAAGAGAAAGAAACCAUGGAGUGGAAGAGAAAAUAUGAAGAGAGUCGACGGGAAGUGGAGGAGAUGAGGAGGAUAGUUAUGGAGUAUGAGAAGACUAUCGCAGAGAUGAUUGACAAAUCUUUCAUGCCUCUGGACCCAAACACCGAGGGUGAACAGAGAGAGAAGACUCUGUCUCAUCACACUAUCCAGCAGUUGAUCCUGGAGAAAGACCAGGCUUUGGCUGAUCUCAACUCUGUGGAGAAAUCUCUCGCUGAUUUGUUCCGUCGCUAUGAAAAGAUGAAAGAUGUUUUGGAAGGCUUCCGGAAGAAUGAGGACGUGCUGAAGAAAUGUGCGCAGGAGUACCUAUCCCGUGUCCGUAAGGAGGAGCAGCGUUACCAAGCCUUGAAGAUCCACGCGGAGGAGAAACUGGAUAAGGCGAAUGCUGAAAUCGCUCAGGUGAGAGCCAAAGCCAAGCAGGAGCAGGCAGCGUAUCAGGCCAGUCUGAGGAAAGAACAGAUGAAGGUGGACUCACUGGAGCGCACACUGGAACAAAAGAACAAAGAGAUUGAGGAACUGACCAAAAUUUGUGAUGAACUGAUUGCCAAGAUGGGAAAGAGCUAGCCGUCCAUUCAACAAAGUUCUGUCUCUACUACAAAAGGACAAAAGAACUAUAACUGGACAAGAGUGUAAAGAUGGAGGAGCAAAGUUAAAUUGUUUUGGUAUUGUUUUUUCCUCUUUCUAAUGGACAGAACAAUGAACUAACCAAACAAAAGAUCUCACACUACUGACAUCUUCACAUAAACUGGAGUUCCAAGGACUGGGAGAACACACUAGUUUCUGGCUGUAAUUAUUUUCUCUUCAUUUUGAUAUGUUAAUGUACACCACCUUACCUAUGUUGAGGGUCUUGUGAAAGUACUCCCCAUCAGUAGAGACUUUUUUGAGAGUCUGUAUAGCUCACUAGCACACGCACACACACACACAUACACACAGACACACGCAGAGAGUAUGUGUUUAUAGUGAGUCUGAGGUUUUGAGUGCUGUUGCCAUGACAACCACUGAUGGAGCCGACUGUUAAUCUGAUUCCUGUGGUUCCCUCUUCUUAACUUGAAAACAGAAAUGACCAGAGAAAAAAAAUCUAUAUAUACUAUAAAACAGAGGAAUAAAUCAUUCAGUUGUCACAAAGUGGUAUUCAUGAUCAUAAAAAAAUGCAUGUCGUAGGCCUUGACGGUUUUGUAAAUAUGAAGAUGACUUGAAAAUAGUAAAGGAACGUAACUGCAGAUUUUGAUACUGGUAGUUUAUCUGCUUCCUUGUGUAUCUUUGUAGAUACUUGUUGUUCAUUUGUUUCGUUGUCUUCUAGCAACACUGAUGUGUGAUUUUAUUUUUGGAUUUAUUUUGAUAUAUAAAUGAACCCACGUAUCACUGUCAGUGGUUCUGAGAUAAUUUAAUCUGAAUGGUUUUGUCUCAGUCCUGCUAUAGCUGAUGUUUCAGACAAGUGAAGCUCUGUCGCUAUACAGGACAUGCUUAAAAAGUGCAAUAAAAGAUGGCAAUACA
Molecule: messenger RNA, 4703 nt
Organism: Puntigrus tetrazona (Sumatra barb)
Lineage: Eukaryota; Metazoa; Chordata; Actinopteri; Cypriniformes; Cyprinidae
Product: transforming acidic coiled-coil-containing protein 2-like
Exons: 21
Coding region: 396-3773 (1125 amino acids)
Biological process (GO): mitotic spindle organization; cerebral cortex development; cell population proliferation
Cellular component (GO): cytoplasm
Source: RefSeq, a predicted model, not a curated record